Molecule: messenger RNA, 750 nt
Organism: Stylonychia lemnae
Lineage: Eukaryota; Ciliophora; Spirotrichea; Sporadotrichida; Oxytrichidae
Source: the annotation of a GenBank genome assembly
AUGAUCAACACCUUUGAUAUUGACCUUUAACGAAUAGAUCCUACCUAAUAUUAAGAUAAUCUGAUUCUGGAGAGGAAUGAUAGCUAGCUAUUCUAGUGUCCAAUUUUAGGUUUUAAUGAGACAAGAAAUGUCCAAUCCUUUACUUUCGAUGAUAUGGUCGUAGACUAUAUCUAGGAAUGUAAUAAAGAUCUUUCUCAACCUAAAUAUAAAAUUCAUAAUCCUGUGGCUCAGGACCCUAUAUCUAAAUUAGAAUAACAAGAAGAGCAAUUGAACUAAGAAUUCGACUAUUUCUCAUUAGAUUUGGACCUAAUAAAGACAAAUGCUGCAAGCCGAAUUGAAUCUUGUCAAUCUCUAGACAACCCAAAGCUAUAAUUUUAAUCGAAUCUAGAUAUCAAUCAGUUCUUUAAUGAUGUUACCACAGAAUAAAUAGAAAAUUAACUAUAUUUAGAAGAUAAUAAAUCAGAAGAAAACCUAGUUUAAGAUUAAUAAUAGGAAUAUGAAGUUCGUAUGAUAUCUGAGGAAGAACUUAAGAGGCGUAGAAAUCAAAAAGUGAGAAAAUCUAAAGAGGUUUAUAAAAUCUUUAAUAGUCAUUAUAAAAAGGAUUAGAAUUGGUCUAGGGAACUAAUAAUUGAGCUUGCACUGCGCUUGAACCUUAGUACUCAGUAGGUAUAUAAAUGGAACUGGGAUAAAAAGAAAAGAGACAAUAAAAAGAGUAAAAAUUAAAAGCUAAAGCAGAGAUAAAGUAUCUGA